CACAGCUGUCUUUUCCGGCACCGGCGCCCCCUCCGCCAGUAGCCGACUCUCCGGCUCUCGGGGAUCACCCCCGAGCGGCUGCGUCCUCCGGUGGGCUUCAUAACCCAUUGGCGGCUUCCUCUGCCCGCUGUCGACCAUGGCUAAUGAGAACUCUCCUCUGCUGGCCUACCGGCUCCUGGGGGAGGAGGGGGUUUCCUUCCCUGCCAAUGGAGCCGGGGGUCCUGGAGGGGCGUCUGCCCGGAAGCUCUCCACCUUCCUGGGUGUGGUGGUACCCACGGUCCUGUCUAUGUUCAGUAUAGUUGUCUUCUUGAGGAUUGGGUUCGUCGUGGGCCAUGCUGGGCUGCUGCAGGCUUUGGCCAUGCUCCUGGUUGCCUACUUCAUCCUGGCACUCACCGUCCUCUCCGUCUGUGCCAUCGCUACCAAUGGAGCUGUGCGGGGGGGCGGAGCCUACUUCCUUAUCAGUCGAACCCUGGGGCCUGAGGUCGGGGGCAGCAUUGGCCUCAUGUUCUACCUGGCUAACGUCUGUGGCUGUGCUGUCUCCCUGCUGGGGCUGGUGGAAGCCAUGCUGGAUGUCUUCGGGGCUGAUGCCACAGGGUCCAGCGGGCUCCGCGUCCUACCCCAGGGCUACGGCUGGAACCUGCUCUAUGGCUCCUUGCUGCUGGGCCUUGUGGGCGGGGUCUGCACCCUGGGGGCCGGCCUCUACGCCCGUGCCUCCUUCCUCACCUUCCUGCUGGUCUCAGGUUCCCUGGCCUCUGUGCUGGUCAGCUUUGUGGCUGUGAGGCCCAGGGACAUCCCUUUGACCCCUAGGCCUGGCCCCAACGGCUCCUCCCUGCCGCCCCAGGUUGCCCACUUCACCGGCUUCAACAGCAGCACCCUGAAGGCCAAUUUGGGCGCUGGCUACGCCAAGGACUACACCACAGGGGCCACGAUGACCUUUGCUAGCGUCUUUGCCGUCCUUUUUAACGGCUGCACGGGCAUCAUGGCUGGGGCCAACAUGUCAGGGGAGCUUCAGGAUCCCAGCCGGGCCAUUCCUCUGGGCACGAUUGUUGCCGUCGCCUAUACUUUCUUCAUCUACAUCCUGCUUUUCUUCCUCUCCAGCUUCACCUGUGACAGGAUCCUGCUGCAGGAGGACUAUGGGUUCUUCCAAGCCAUCAGCCUGUGGCCCCCCCUGGUGCUGACCGGUAUCUAUGCCACAUCGCUCUCAGCCUCCAUGAGCUCCCUCAUCGGCGCCUCCCGCAUCCUCCACGCCCUGGCCCAGGACAACCUCUUCGGAGCGAUCCUGGCGCCAGCUAAGGUUGUAUCCCAAGGGGGGAACCCCUGGGGAGCCGUGCUGUAUUCUUGGGGCCUAGUGCAGCUGGUGCUCCUGGCUGGGACGCUGAACACGCUGGCCGCUGUGGUCACUGUCUUCUACUUGGUGGCCUAUGCUGCCGUGGACCUGUCCUGCCUGAGCCUCGAGUGGGCCUCGGCCCCCAACUUCCGCCCCACCUUCAACCUCUUCUCGUGGCACACCUGCUUGCUGGGGGUGGCCUCCUGCCUGCUCAUGAUGUUUCUCAUCAGCCCCGGGGCCGCUGGCGGCUCCCUGCUUCUCAUGGGCCUGCUUUCUGCCCUGCUCACUGCUCGAGGAGGCCCCAGCAGCUGGGGUUACGUCAGCCAGGCCCUGCUUUUCCAUCAGGUGCGGAAGUACCUGCUCCGGCUGGACGUCCGGAAGGACCACGUGAAGUUCUGGCGGCCGCAGCUGCUCCUGCUGGUGGGGAACCCCCGGGGCGCGCUGCCUCUGCUGCGGUUGGCCAACCAGCUCAAGAAAGGGGGCCUCUAUGUGCUGGGCCAUGUCACCCUGGGAGACCUCGACUCGCUGCCCUCGGACCCCGUGCAGCCGCAGUACGGGGCGUGGCUGAGCCUGGUGGACCGGGCCCAAGUGAAGGCCUUCGUGGACCUCACCCUCUCGCCCUCCGUGCGCCAGGGCGCUCAGCACCUGCUGCGGAUCUCGGGUCUUGGUGGCAUGAAGCCCAACACGCUGGUCCUGGGUUUCUACGACGAUGCCGCACCCCAGGACCACUUCCUGACGGACCCAGCUUUCUCUGAGCCUGCGGAUGGCACCCAGGAGGGCGGGUCCCCGGCUCUGACCACCCUGUUCCCUCCACCCCGGGCUCCAGGAAGCCCCCGGGCUCUCAGUCCCCAGGACUACGUGGCCACAGUGGCAGACGCCCUGAAGAUGAACAAGAAUGUGGUUCUGGCCCGGGCCUGUGGAGCCCUGCCCCCCGAGCGCCUAAGCCGGGGAUCUGGGGGCACCUCUCAGCUGCAUCACGUGGACGUGUGGCCCCUCAACCUGCUGCGGCCCCGGGGCGGGCCCGGCUACGUGGAUGUCUGCGGCCUCUUUCUGCUGCAGAUGGCAACCAUCUUGGGCAUGGUGCCUGCUUGGCACAGUGCCCGCCUGCGGAUCUUCUUGUGCCUGGGGCCUCGCGAGGCGCCAGGGGCAGCCGAGGGGCGGCUGCGGGCACUGCUGAGCCAGCUGAGGAUCCGGGCCCAGGUGCAGGAGGUGGUGUGGGGCGAGGGGUCUGCGUCGUCCCAGGAGCCGGAGGAGGAGGAGGAAGAAGGGGACUUCGUGAACGGCAGGCGGGGAGACGCCGAGGCAGAGGCCCUGGCACGCAGCGCCAACGCCCUGGUUCGGGCCCAGCAGGGGCGCGGCGGAGGAGGGGGGCCUGGUGGCCCUGAGGGUGGGGAAGGCGAGGAGGGGCCCGCCACCGCCCUGACCUUCCUGUACCUGCCUCGGCCACCUGCUGACCCUGCUCGCUACCCUCGCUACCUGGCGCUGCUGGAAGUUCUGAGCCACGACCUGGGCCCCACGCUGCUAAUUCAUGGCGUCACCCCUGUCACUUGCACUGAUCUCUGAUGCCCAUUCCAAGUGGAGAGUGUCCAGCUAAUCGUAAUCGGGUGGCCCACCUUGAUUACGGGGUGAGGAGGGGAAGG
Messenger RNA from Kogia breviceps (pygmy sperm whale), 2967 nucleotides. It is a transcript of the gene SLC12A9, whose product is annotated as solute carrier family 12 member 9. Gene Ontology annotation, cellular component: membrane. Gene Ontology annotation, biological process: potassium ion homeostasis; chloride transmembrane transport; cell volume homeostasis. Lineage: Eukaryota; Metazoa; Chordata; Mammalia; Artiodactyla; Physeteridae. The record is from RefSeq and is a predicted model, not a curated record. Gene Ontology annotation, molecular function: potassium:chloride symporter activity.